This is a messenger RNA of Bathycoccus prasinos, 1635 nucleotides long. RefSeq lists its product with no specific name. The coding region runs from base 1 to 1635 and encodes 544 amino acids. The transcript has a single exon. NCBI's taxonomy places the organism in Eukaryota, Viridiplantae, Chlorophyta, Mamiellophyceae, Mamiellales, Bathycoccaceae. The record is from RefSeq and is a predicted model, not a curated record.
AUGUCUUCUCCUUCUUCUACUAAACUUGUUCGAGUUUCCUCGUGGAACGUCGCCGCGAUCAACGACAACCCGUUCGAGUAUUACGUGACCAUCGACAGCAGCAACAAAAGCGACGUAAACGACGACGACAUUUCGGAUGAAAAUGGAAACGAUGAUGAUGUGGACGCUUUGAGAAGAAGAAGACAAAGAAGAAAUCAGAAAAACUACGAAAAAACGAUGGAAAAGAUCGACGAGAAGUUGAUCAAAGCGCGCGAGCACGAGGUCAGAGUGAAAGAUAUUCUCUCGAAAGAGAUGUUGCUCGACGUGAAGAGAGAAAUCACGAACAUGAAAAUCGACGAUUCUUGGACGGAACUCGAGUGCGAUUCGGCGAUGGAAUUCUUCGAAAAACACUUCGCGGAGAGGAAAAUUUUGAGCGAUUUUUUACUCGACGGCGACAUUGGCGCGAAACGGUUGUGCUCGAUGCCGGAUCGACUGACGACGAAGAGCGAAAAGGGGAAAUGUCGUCCGUGCGUGACGACGUCGUACGCGGAUGUGAGCGUGUUGAGCGACGACGCGAAAUGGUGGCGAGCGUGGUUGGCGUACGCGUUCGACGAGAAGGACGGCGUCGCGAAGCGGUUGAAGUUUUUAGAUAACAAAAAGUACCCAGCAAUUACGGACGAGGAGGUGAAGAUAUCGAGACCUUUGCAGAUGUUUUGUUUGGCAGCGUUCGAUAAGAGUUUGAUACGGUUGAUUGGCGAGGCGGAUGCGAAUUGGGCGGAGACGAAGAAGAUGUUGGUGGACGCGUUGGUAGAGAGGAAAGUGAACGCGACGAUUGAUAUUUUAGAACGAGUGGCAAAGGAAGGGAGAGAAAUCAUAUGUUUACAGGAAGUGUCGGAACAAAUGCGAGACGGAAUCGCGAAAAGCGAGGUGUUGACGGAGAAAUUUGAUUGUUUAUCCGGUCCGGAUUUCGACGCGACGAGGAAUCAGAAUUCCAUCGUCUUGGCGAGUAAAACGUUUUUCGAAAGCGGCGUGUGGGAAGUCGUCAGCGUAAAUAAAACGAAAUUGCCCGCAGGCGUCGCCAGCGGUGAUUUGUGCGUCGUUCGCGAGGUCAGUUUAGAAGAAAAAAAGGACAAGGACCGAAGGAAACCGUUCGCCAUCGCCUCUUUCCACGGGGACACGAACGGGUUACAAACCGUCGACGUCGUCAAAGCCGUCAACAACGAAUGCGGUGAUAGUUCUGCGCUAAUAUUCGCUCUCGACGCGAACUGCCACCACGAUGAUAACAAAGGCAAACGCCUUUCGGUCGAAACCAUGUACGGCUCCUUGGCCGCGGAAAAUCUCCAAAACUGUUGGGGCGACGAACACGCGCUCUGCCCGACCACCACUUGCAACGCCCGCUCUUUCCUCCAACCGCAAUUAAACAAAGCCGUUUUUUACAAAGAAAAGUUAACGAGCAACCUGGUCGACAGACACCCGAAAGAUCAUCUGUUCGUUUCCUCUGGACAGUUCAAGGUGAAUACGGAAAUGUCCAAACGCGUCAACGACGCUUCCGAGGACGCGUUCCGAUGGGUAGACGACAUGCCUUUCCCGACGCUUUCGUUCCCGAGCGAUCACGCGUUGGUUUCCUUUGAACUAGAGUACAACGACGCAUCUUAG